Molecule: messenger RNA, 731 nt
Organism: Culicoides brevitarsis
Lineage: Eukaryota; Metazoa; Arthropoda; Insecta; Diptera; Ceratopogonidae
Exons: 3
Coding region: 444-722 (92 amino acids)
Source: RefSeq, a predicted model, not a curated record
CCAUCAAAUCGUCAGCAAUUACGUUAGGAAUCAUCGCAACACAAAUCAGUCCAUUAUAAACACUUGACUAAUGUAGAAGUUAGUUUAUUGCAGCUAUUUGAUGUCUCAUUUUAUUCGUAAAUAAUCGUGUAUGAUAAAAAAAAAUAAAUAAUAAACAGACAUUUCAAGAAAAAUAACAGAAAAUUACAAACAAGAAUUUCCUCAAAAACAACAUUGAAAGGCGUAAAAGUGAGAAAUGAAAAUUGUUACAUAGAAAACAACAACGAAACGCAGAUAAAUAUAAAAUUUAUGAAAUUUAUUGUGCCAGAAGGGGCAUUUAAUCGUUGACCAUACAUUUCAAUCGAGUCGUCAAUAAAUGAAACAAUAAUAGAGCAAACCAAAAAAAAUUUACAGCAACGUGCAUCGACGAGACAGCUUUUAUUUAAGUUUAUCAUCAUUUAUUUAUGGACAACAUGACUGUAACAGUUCCUCACGAGCCUGUUUGGCUUCUCGAUCGACGCGGAAGUAGCGGGCAUCUUUUUUGGCGACGGGACUCGUCAAAAGUCAAGUUUCGUUGCGACGUUGAAAUUUUGGAGUAUGUCAAGGAUCCUCGCGAAGACCAAUUUUUCCCUGAAACGCAUGAAGACAACAAAAUUGCAAAUAUUUUGGUAAUAGCAGCAACGUGUAUGGCAGCUGUUUGCGCUACUGUCGUAAUUCCAUGGCUAUUGAUUGGAAGUUCAUAAACAUUCUAU